This is a messenger RNA of Bactrocera tryoni, 1152 nucleotides long. RefSeq names its product esterase GA18864. Gene Ontology annotation, cellular component: cytoplasm; nucleus. The transcript is spliced from 2 exons. The record is from RefSeq and is a predicted model, not a curated record. Bases 151 to 966 code for a protein of 271 amino acids. Gene Ontology annotation, biological process: response to retinoic acid. NCBI's taxonomy places the organism in Eukaryota, Metazoa, Arthropoda, Insecta, Diptera, Tephritidae.
ACCAUCGAAUUGUCAUUAACAUAUGCCAGCAAGAGAUAAACAAAAGGCCAACAAAUGGCUUUGCACAGCUGAUAUAACCUUUAAAAGUUCCAUGGCUCGUUGUUCAAAAUUUUGUGCCGGUCUUUAAUUGUAUUUAAAAAGUUGAAUACCAUGUCUAACAGCACAUCUGUAGCUAGCAGCUCGACAUCAAAAGUUGCGAAACAAAAACAACAGUUGGAAAUUAAAGACAAAGUGAGAGUGCUAUGUCUGCACGGUUAUCGCCAAACUGGUGAUGCACUCAAAAAUAAAUUGGGUUCUUUUCGAAAAUUUGCUGGCAAAUAUGCUGAGUUCGUGUUUCUCACGGCCCCACAUCAAGUGAUACUACCAGAAUCAGGUGGUGAUCAGGCAGCUGAACAACGUAGUUGGUGGGCCAACAAAGAUGAUGGUACCUUUAAAGGUACAAAUAAAGGAGGACCGGCAUUUGGUUUUCAAGAAAGCCUAGGUUUAGUUGAGGAAGCGUGGGAUAAACAAGGGCCAUUCCAAGGUUUAUUAGGUUUCUCGCAGGGCGCUUGUUUUGUCGGUUUAAUUUGUGGUCUAGCGAAAAAGAAAUUGACCUCCAUACGUCCCGAUUUUGCUAUAUUAUCCUCCGGUUUUCUUUCUGGUAGUUUGGCGCACAAAAGCGCAUACGAAGAAAUUAUUACCAUACCUACGCUACACAUAUACGGACUUAGCGAUGAUAUCAUACCAAAAGAGAUGAGUCAAGAUUUGGCGAGACAUUUUAAAAAUGCCGAAAUAUUAGAACAUCCGGGCGGGCAUUAUUUCCCUGCUACUGCCUCGCAAAAGCAAACAUAUAUAAACUUUUUCCAAGAUCGACUGCAAGAAUACUUAGAAAACUUAGAACUACAGCAAGCAAACAACGUUACAUUUCUUGAAACGACCGAUCAACAAACUGUUGAUGAUACCAGUAACAGCAACGACUCUGACUAGAGAGGCUAGUAAAGUGAGACAUCUGUACCAGUGUGUGGUCUUAAUUAACUAAGUCAAUACAACGCAUACAAGUGAUUUCCUUUCAUUUUUUAAUAAUUAAUUCUUAUGAUUACAAUUAUGUUAAUUAAUUAAUAAAAUUAACCGAAUAUACAGUAAUUCAUAAAUCUGUUUCACCAACUCCGCAAA